UUUGAUUUCGCACAUUCAUAACAUUCCAAUGUUCAUAGGACAAAAAAUGCCUCUAGAUGACAAGUUUAUCUUUUGUGAAGCAUUUGAUGACAUACAGCCUGAAAAAGUAAUAUCACAUAACAUGCAUAACUCGUUCUUACGUAGGGCUUCUUAAAAAAUAAGUUAAAUGGUUUUAUUUGUUCUACUCAAACAGGCGUUACUGAAAUAGAAACUAAAAACGAAAUAUUUUCAUUUCCAACAUUCCCUUCAUCUGAUCUCAAACCGUGUAACUGUGUUAAAUCUCACUGUCUUAAACUUUACUGUGAAUGCUUUGCUCGAGGAAGCUAUUGUGAUAACUGUAACUGUAUAAACUGUAUGAACAACCACUCACACGAAGAAGACCGUAGAAAAGCUUUCAAACGUACUUUGGGGAGAAAUCCGUCUGCAUUUCACCCAAAGACCGAACGUAGCUAUUCUAAAGGAUGUACGUGCAAGAAGUCUCAAUGUUUGAAAAAUUAUUGCGACUGUUAUGAGGUUUUUCUGUCACCAUUUAUUCGUUUAUAAUAAUAGGCAAAAGUUAGGUGUUCUAAUAUGUGCCGGUGUCAAGGAUGUCGAAACGUUGAAGAUCGAAUUCAACGACAUUUACAAUUACCGCCUGUUCAUUCCAUCAAAGAAAAGCCUCAUUUGAGUAACAGAUUAACUUGCAUGGGCAUUCAAGAUCCAAUGUACAAUAAAAAUAAUCAAAUUGAGCUACCACAAAUUAACCAGGUUUUUGACCAGGCUUCACAUCCAUCUAUGUUGAACCUGCCAUGUGGUCAUUUCUACAAAAAUUCAAUCUUGUCUUCAAGGCUUUUUACACUUGAAGUCGUUGAAGCUGCAUGUAGUUGCAUCUUAGUUCAACUCAAAGAAGCCAAAUACAAAAACUUCCCUCUGUUUAUUCAGGAGAAGAUCGUCAUUGAAGAGUUUGGAAGAUGCUUGAUACAAAUACUUGAAUCGCUUACUGGGCUACGAAUUGCAAACAACUUACCCAAUAAUCCACUUCCGGAAAUCUAUAAACAUAACUACAAUCCAGAUUUAAUCACUUUAUUGUCUUGUGCACAAUCUGAGGUCUUUCAAGCGAUAGAUACAAAUCAUUCUGAAUUUCAUCAAAGUUUAAGUUGCGAUUCUCAGUUGCACCAACCGACGCAUUAUUUAGACACUGAAUACGGAUCUGAAGCUGUUGAAUGUGGUCAGAAAUAUUCUUUGUACAAUGAAGGCCAUGGAUUUGGUAACGUAAAACACAGCGAAUGCCUUCCCGCAAUAACUGGGGAGUUUCAUUUUGAAAGUGCUACAGAUUUGCCGUUUUUUUACAGCCAACCUAACUAUAGGUCUAAAAACUGCCCACUGAGUUUUUCAAAAGACUGUGAUUUGAAGGACAUUUCAAAGUAUCAGUCAGAAUCAUCUCACCUCAAUAUACAGGAUGUUCAUCAAGGCUGCAGUAAAGCUGGAAAUCCAACUGUUUUUCUGUCAGAAUCUUGUGCUUUCUCAACAAACCCUUAUUUUUCUAGGGAUAUAGAUUCUCGUCUAGUGAUUAAUGACAAACCUCACAUUCAGUCGUUUACGAUGGAACCUAUAUUACAUCCAAACAUUCAAUAUAUUGACAACAUUGAAGAAUUUGAAUUAAUAAAUCCAAUGGGAACAGUUUUGCAGGAUUGUCCUAGUGGACAUGAGCACUUAACAACUACGUAUGAGGAGGAUGAAACUUAUGCAGCUACAACUGCUUUACUCAACUCUUCUCUACAUUGUCCUCAAAAUCCAUUCAUUUUGUCAUCUGAAGUUAACUUCAGUGAAGCAGCUGAAACGAAAGAAAAUUUUUUUUGGCAUUCAGUUAAUGUGCCUUCAGAUACUAUUAUUAAUGACAACUCUACCAAAAAAAAUGCUUUGGGAAACAUACAUUAACCGUCAGCUGUUGAAUCGGAGGAAGUUCAAGAAGCUAAAUACGGUUUAAAUUUUAGUCCGAAAUUUGACGUUUAUGAUUUAUAAGAUAUAUUUCUUAGUUUAAAUUCCCCUGAAUUGAAUUUACUGAUUUACCUACUUAUGAAAUGCUUCAUGGUCCCGGUUAAUUUGAAUUGUAACUAAAUUUUGAUUUCCUCGAAAAGAUUUAAGUUACUUACCUCUUUGAACUAAUAUGCAUAAUUUUAUUUUACCAUUUAAUUAUUGUUUCUUUAUUUGCUUAUGAAGAUACAUUUGAAUUCUCAUAUGCUUUAGGUGAAUUUAAGAAUCGUUAGACAUAGUUUAUAACGUUAUUAGUUUGAAUGAAUUCUAAAAAAAUGUUUGUAAAAAUCACAAAAAAUGUGCUAAACAUUUUGUUUUUUCGGCUAAAAAUAACCAAAUCAAACUAAAAUCUACCA
Molecule: messenger RNA, 2369 nt
Organism: Schistosoma margrebowiei
Lineage: Eukaryota; Metazoa; Platyhelminthes; Trematoda; Strigeidida; Schistosomatidae
Source: the annotation of a GenBank genome assembly